Molecule: messenger RNA, 1359 nt
Organism: Chondrus crispus (carragheen)
Lineage: Eukaryota; Rhodophyta; Florideophyceae; Gigartinales; Gigartinaceae
Product: Serine/threonine protein kinase
Exons: 1
Coding region: 1-1359 (452 amino acids)
Biological process (GO): peptidyl-serine phosphorylation; intracellular signal transduction
Molecular function (GO): ATP binding; protein serine/threonine kinase activity
Source: RefSeq, a predicted model, not a curated record
AUGCCGAGGCAGAAACGGCCCCCAUCGCCCACCUACUCGCGCGAGCUGCUGCGCCGCCUGGCCCCGGUCUUCACCGCCCCGGUGCACUUCUGCGCCACGCCGUUCGCGCGCCACACCCGCCGUCUGGAGCUGCGCGGCUCCGUGCUUCUUCUCUUCGCCCCCUCCACCUCGUCGACCUCUCUGGCCGACGCGCGCCUGGUGCGCCCGCUGUCGGCGUCCGCGCCGCCCGCGCCGCACGCGGCGACGGCCGUCGCGCUGCCGGGCGUGGCGCGCCGCCUGUGGUUUUCCUCGCGCCGCGCGCGCGACGCCUUCCUGUCGGCCGCCGCGCGCGCAUGCGCGGCCGCCGCGCCGGACCGCCUCCGCGGCCUGUACACCGUCGAGCGCCUGCUCGGCCGCGGCGCGUCGGCCGCCGUGUACCGCGUCGUGCGCAGGAGAGACGGCAGGCGCCUCGCGCUCAAGGCCAUCCCGAAGGCGUACGCGUUCGCGUCGGACGCGCAGCUCGACAAUGUCGUCGGCGAGCGCGUCGCGCUAGCGGAAGCCGCGCGACGCGACGCCCGCUUCGUCGUCCGCCUGGUCGACGCGUUCGAGACACCGUCGCACCUGUGCUUCGUCACCGAGCUUGCCGAGCGCGGCGACCUAGGGGAGUACAUCCGCCGGAAGGGCGGGAAGCUGCGGGAGGAGGAGGCGAAGACGGUCUUCGCGGAGCUCGUGCUCGCGCUGGAGGAGGCGCACGAGAUGGGCUUUCUGUAUCGCGAUAUGAAGCCGGCCAACGUGCUCGUGGGCGCCGAUGGGCACGUCAAGCUCGGCGACCUCGGGCUGGCCAAGCGCGUGGAGAAGCGCGUGGAGGAGGACCAGUCGGGGAGCGAGAGCGAGGAGGGGCGCGCGUGGCGCCUCGUGGGAAGGAGCGAGAGCUUCGUGGGGACGCGCAAGUUCAUGGCGCCCGAGGUCGUGCGCGCGGGGAGGGGAAGGGGGUAUGGGGCGUCCGCGGAUGUGUGGGCGCUCGGGGUGACGCUGUACCUCAUGGUGACCGGAAGGUACCCCGUGGGCGGGCGCGUGCCAAAGGGUGACUGGCGCGCGUUGGCGGAGGCGAUCCGCGAGGAGGAAGUCGCGUUUCCGGAGGGGAGCGUGGGCGAGCUGCUCGAGGGCAUGCUGGACCGCGACGCACUGGACCGGUGGGACCUGGGGGAAGUGAAAAGGAGCGAGUGGCUGGGCGAUGUCGACUGGGAGGCGGUUGGCGAGGGGCGUGGCCUGGAGGCGGAGGGGGAAGUGACGGAGGUGGGGGAGACCGCCACUGAGAUCGAGGAUGCCGGUACGGGGCUGGAUAAUAUGAGCUUACUUGGGUUCGGGUACGUCGCCUGA